AUAUGAGUCUCUUCGUCUUGAAUCAUUUUGUUGUUUAUUCGGCCCGAGACCAGUUUUAAUAAAAAUCAUAAAACCUAAUAUUUAAGCGAUAUGGGAGGGAAUAAUAGAAACAAGACCAAGACAAAUGUCUUCAAGGAAAUAGCUGACAACUUUGAGCAAUUAACCACCGAACCGGAACGCUUUCUAAAGCCACAGCCGGAAUCCAUUGAAUCCAUACACCAGUUGAUACAGCAAACUUAUGGAGUGAGCAUCAACAGCAGCAGCAGCGAUGUGGCAACUAAAAAUGCAGUCCUGCCCGAGCUUGUGCUAGAGGAUAUGGACGAGGAACAGAUUUGGCAACAGCUUGAAAUGCGCAACGACUUGGUGUUGAAACAGUUCCUUGAGCAAUCCGCCCAGCUGAUAGCCAUGCGGGAGCAGAACUUGGGAAUUGAACUUGAUGACGACGACGACGACGACGAAGAUGAUGAUGAGCAUGCGAAUGGGGAGGCAAGUGAGCCGGAAAGCGACGGGGAGUCCGCUGAGGAGGAGCAUCAAUCAGAGACGGAAGAUUUUGACUUGAAACCAUCAAAAUCCAAGAAAAUCAUGACUAAAAGUGGGAAGAGGGGAAGAAGUUCAGUGGUCGAUGACAAAUUCUUCAAACUGGACGAAAUGAAACAGUUUCUGGAGCAAGAAGAUGCCAAAGAGAUGCGCAAACAAAAAACCACAAAACCUAUUGACGACCCAGAAGCCAUUGAUUAUUUCACAGAAGAUUUCGGAUUGGCGGAUGAUUCGGACGAAUCAGAUGAAGAAGGUGGCGAUAAUGCCAAUUAUGCGGACUUUUUCGAUAUGGACGAUGAGCUGCAGAAGGAGGCGACAAAGAUGCAAGAGCUGAACGGACAAAAAGAUUUCUUCAAUGAAAGCGAUAGCGAGCAGGAUGAAAAUGAAAAGGAUGCAGAAGAAAGUGCUGCAGAAGGUGAGGGUCAACCGGAAGAAAUGGCAAAUGAAAUCGAUGAAGCUAAUUUUGUGGCCCAAAGUGGUAUGGAACCUGCCAGUGAUUCCGAUUCAGCGAAUGAGAAUAGCGAUGAUGAGGAUAAGGCUGAGCAGCAGUCCGCGGAGGUGGUGCAGUCGACCAAUGAGAUGCGCGAGGCACGCCUGUUUCAGCGCAUUCGCGACUAUGAAGAUGUGGUGCUUGGCGAGAAGCCCUGGCAGCUCAAGGGCGAGGUCCAAGCGGGCAGUCGUCCGCAGAACUCGUUGCUGGAGGAGAUACUCGAGUUUGACUCGACAACACGACCGUCAAAUCCUAUUACCGAGGAGCAGAAUCAAACUAUCGAGGAUAUAAUUAUGCAGCGUAUACGUGACAAAGCCUGGGACGAUGUGGAGCGCAAGGUGCGACCGGUGCACACGCCCCAGGAGUACCGGAAACAGCUCGUUCUCGAUCAGGAGAAGUCCAAGCUGUCGCUGGCCCAAAUCUAUGAGCAGCAAUUCCAGAAAGAGUUGGAUAAUUUAAAUCCCAAUCGUGAUGAUGACGACAGCACAGCUCCAGAGCCCAAAGAGCAUCAAGAUAUUAAACGAGACAUGCGUCAACUAUUCCUCAAGCUCGAUGCCCUUUCCAACUUCCAUUUCACGCCCAAGCCGGUGGCGCCCGAGGCUAAGAUUGUCACCAAUACGCCCGCCAUCAAUAUGGAGGAGGUGGCGCCUUUAGCUGUCAGCGAUGCGAAGCUCCUGGCACCCGAGGAGGUCUUCCGUGGACCCAAACACACGCCGCUGGGCAAAACAGAGCGGACGAGCACCGACAAAAAUCGCGAGCGUCGCAAGAAGAAGCAGAAACAACGCGCCAUUAACAACGUAAUGGAAAAGCGAGAAGUUGAGCGUGCCAAGCAGGGCAAGGCACCUUCGCAGCGGGAAUCAAACGCCAAGCUGCUGAAGACAAUCACAAAGAGUCGGAACGUGCACAAGAUUACCAGCAGUAACGAUCAGAGUGCACUGAAAUCCUCGAGGGCAUUCUUUAAUAAGCUGCAGGACACAACAACAUCGUCGACAAUAGCAACGGGUAGCAAACGUCCCAAGAAGGAUCCUUCUAGAGCAAAUGCAAAGAAACUCAAAUUGUAAAUGUACACAUUAAGUCGGUAUAUAAAUGUUAAUUAUAUUUGCACAAACUUCUGAACUCAAAGCAGUUCCCA
Messenger RNA from Drosophila grimshawi, 2159 nucleotides. Its product is annotated as U3 small nucleolar ribonucleoprotein protein MPP10. The transcript has 3 exons. Lineage: Eukaryota; Metazoa; Arthropoda; Insecta; Diptera; Drosophilidae. Gene Ontology annotation, biological process: rRNA processing. The coding region runs from base 91 to 2088 and encodes 665 amino acids. The record is from RefSeq and is a predicted model, not a curated record. Gene Ontology annotation, cellular component: Mpp10 complex; sno(s)RNA-containing ribonucleoprotein complex; nucleus.